AUGCUGUCGCCUCCUUCUCCACCACUGAUUAUUAUGCACAGCUUCACCGUCGGGGAACCGGUUCUAGCCCUCAAAGGGCGCACUUUGCGCAGCUCUGAACAUCGGUGGGGAGAGAUCUCCAACCCCGCCUCUCUGAGGGUCUAUUUCAUCCUCCUUCACUUCUCCCAACCUCUACUCUCUAUGUCCCUCACCUCGGCCUCUUCUCUAUUCUCCAAGGACAGAGACAUUUCACGUUUUAAAAAUGGCAAAAAAGGAUCUCUGAGGUUUGGGGUUCGAGUCGCAUCGCUUUCUUCGUUUCUGGGGGUAGAAUUACUCAACCUUGCAGAGGUCAUUCCAGACUUCUCCUGCUUCACAGGACAGCCCUUCCCUCAGUCUGAGCCUGGAGGGCAAAGAGGAGGAUUCAGCAAUGUGGGAAAGACACCCAGCCAUUCCCCAGCCUCCAAGAGCCUGUCCCCAGUGACGGUCCACUGGGCCCACGCUGUGCCUUAUGUCAGGAGUCUGUCUGGGCCUGUAACCCCACGACUCCCCACUCCUCGAGAUGGCUCCACCAGGCAUAGGGGGCAGAGAGUUAAACUCACACCCGUGCCCCGUUGUGACCUUGACCCCUACCGAACCUGGUUCGAACGGGUCAGCAUGCUGGUUAUCCUGCUGAACUGCGUGACGCUGGGCAUGUUUCAGCCGUGCGAGGACAUCGCCUGCGACUCCCAGCGCUGCCGGAUCUUGCAGGCCUUUGACGACUUCAUCUUCGCCUUCUUCGCUGUGGAGAUGGUGGUGAAGAUGGUUGCCUUGGGCAUCUUCGGAAAGAAGUGUUACUUGGGAGACACCUGGAACCGACUGGACUUUUUCAUCGUCAUUGCAGGGAUGCUUGAAUACUCCCUGGACCUUCAGAAUGUCAGUUUCUCUGCUGUUCGGACUGUCAGAGUGUUACGGCCUCUUCGAGCCAUUAACCGAGUUCCCAGUAUGCGAAUCCUGGUCACUUUGCUGCUAGACACCUUGCCCAUGUUGGGCAAUGUCCUCCUUCUCUGUUUCUUCGUCUUCUUCAUCUUUGGCAUUGUUGGGGUUCAGCUCUGGGCUGGGCUCCUUCGAAACCGAUGCUUCCUUCCAGAGAAUUUCAGCAUCCCUCUGAGUGUGGACCUAGAACGCUACUAUCAGACUGAGAAUGAGGACGAGAGCCCUUUCAUCUGCUCCCAACCUCGGGAGAAUGGGAUGCGUUCCUGUCGAAGCGUCCCCACGCUUCGAGGAGAAGGGGGUGGUGGCCCUCCUUGUGGCCUUGACUAUGACGCCUACAACAGCUCUAGUAAUACUACCUGUGUCAACUGGAACCAGUAUUAUACCAACUGCUCCGCUGGUGAGCACAACCCCUUCAAGGGAGCCAUCAACUUCGACAAUAUCGGCUAUGCCUGGAUCGCCAUCUUCCAGGUCAUCACGCUCGAGGGCUGGGUAGACAUCAUGUACUUUGUGAUGGAUGCUCAUUCCUUCUACAACUUCAUCUACUUCAUUCUUCUCAUCAUUGUGGGCUCCUUCUUCAUGAUCAACCUCUGCCUGGUGGUGAUUGCCACACAGUUCUCAGAGACUAAGCAGAGAGAGAGUCAGCUAAUGAAGGAGCAGCGGGUUCGAUUCCUGUCCAAUGCCAGCACGUUGGCCAGCUUCUCUGAACCGGGCAGCUGUUAUGAGGAGCUGCUCAAGUACCUGGUGUACAUUCUCCGGAAGGCUGCCCGGAGACUGGCCCAGGCCUCCAGGGUGGUAGGGGCCCGAGCUGGCCUCCUAGCCAGUCCUGGUGGCCGAGGAGUUUCUGAGACCCAGCCCGCCAGAAGCGGGAGUUGCCCCCGUUCCCGCCGUCAUCGCCCAUCCAUUCAUCACCUGGUUCACCACCACCACCAUCACCGAUCUCUGGGUUGGCAUGUGGAGCUCUCAGGGUCCCAUUGCCCAAGUGGUAAUGGUGAUGCCAACGAGACCCGUCGGCUCAUGCUGCCUCCGCCUCCUACCUGUGCCCAUCCUGGGGGGUCUCCUGGGGGUUCUGAAUCUGUCCAUAGCUUCUACCAUGCUGACUGCCACCUAGAACCCCUGCGCUGCCAAGCAGCCUCUCCCAGGUCCUCUCCUGAGGGUCCGGGUAGGAAUGCAGGUGGAGGAAAGGUAUACCCCACCAUGCACUCCAGAUCCCCACCCAAGGUGCUAAAGGAAAAGGCAUUGGUGGAGGCAACCCCUGUCUCUGGGCCCCCCACUCUCACCAACCUCAACAUCCCACCUGGACCUUACAGUUCCAUGCACAAGCUGCUGGAGACACAAAGCACAGGUUCCUGUCAAGGCUCCUGCAGGAUUUCCAGCCCCUGUGGGAAGGCAGAUAAUGGGGCCUCUGGCCCAGAUAACUGUCCCUACUGUACUCCAACACAGGCGGGAGAAGCUGAGCUGAUGGACCCAGAGCUGCUUGACUCAGAUAGUGAGGGCAUCUAUGAGUUCACACAGGAUACCCAGCAUGGUGACCACCGGGACCCCCACUGGGGGGCAAGCCAGGGCCAGGGCCAAGAGCCCAGCACCUUGAUGGCCUUCUGGACGCUGGUCUGUGAGACUUUUCGGAAGAUUGUGGACAGCAAAUACUUUGGCCGUGGGAUUAUGAUAGCUAUCCUUAUCAAUACCCUCAGCAUGGGCAUCGAGUAUCAUGAACAG
This is a messenger RNA of Vombatus ursinus (common wombat), 2664 nucleotides long. RefSeq names its product voltage-dependent T-type calcium channel subunit alpha-1G-like. The transcript is spliced from 10 exons. NCBI's taxonomy places the organism in Eukaryota, Metazoa, Chordata, Mammalia, Diprotodontia, Vombatidae. Gene Ontology annotation, cellular component: plasma membrane; voltage-gated calcium channel complex; neuron projection. The annotation marks the transcript as partial. Gene Ontology annotation, molecular function: low voltage-gated calcium channel activity; voltage-gated sodium channel activity. The record is from RefSeq and is a predicted model, not a curated record. Gene Ontology annotation, biological process: sodium ion transmembrane transport; membrane depolarization during action potential; neuronal action potential.